Molecule: messenger RNA, 4313 nt
Organism: Clarias gariepinus (North African catfish)
Lineage: Eukaryota; Metazoa; Chordata; Actinopteri; Siluriformes; Clariidae
Gene: drp2
Product: dystrophin related protein 2
Exons: 23
Coding region: 287-2899 (870 amino acids)
Biological process (GO): synaptic signaling
Cellular component (GO): plasma membrane
Molecular function (GO): protein binding; zinc ion binding
Source: RefSeq, a predicted model, not a curated record
GAAUAAAAAGGACAAUGGCAUCUUUGAAGACAUUCUGUGGUAUUUUAGCUAUGACUUUAGAUCAGACUUAGUUUAAAACAGGCUUAAUAACUGAUUCAGAGAAAGAACCAGUAUCUGUCUAAAUAAGAAGUCAUUAUAGUUUCCUGGGUGGUCUUCACAUUAAGCUGCAGGGCGGCCUUUGUGGCUGAAAUGCCACUGUGUGCCCUGCAAGUCACUUGGGGAUCCUGAAGGCCUAGAGGUGCCCAUUGAGUGCAGCCAGCAUAACACCAAACAUUCUGAGAAAAACAUGAACCUUUGCUGGACUGAAAUCAAGCGCAAGUCUCACAAUAUCAGGGUGCGUCUAGAAGCCUUUUCAGACAACAGUGGGAAACUGCAGGUGUCACUACAGGAAAUCAUUGAAUGGCUGACAGCUAAGGAUGAGGAGCUAUCUGAGCAGCUGCCAAUUGGGGGUGAUGUGGGAUCUGUGCAGCACCAGCAUGAAUACCACCAGGCCUUUAUCGAGGAUGUGAAGUCCAGAGGGCCCUAUAUCUACUCAGUGCUGGAGUCAGCCCAGGCCUUUCUAGCCCAACAUCCAUUCCAGGACCCCGAUGAGAUGCUGUCAGAUGGCAAAGAGUUGUCUCCAAGGCGCCGGAUGCAGAAUGUUAGCCGCUCCAUUUGGAAGCAGGCCAACGUGGCCAGUGACCUGUGGGAGAAGCUGACAGCACGGUGUGUAGAUCGCCACCGACACAUGGAGCGGACGCUUGAGCGGUUGCUGCAGGUACAGGCAGCCAUGGAGGAGUUGGCCCAUGCUCUGGAGCAGGCUGAUGGUGUAAGGGAUGCCUGGGAGCCUGUGGGAGAUCUUUUUAUCGAUUCACUGCAGGACCACAUUGAUGCAACAAAGUUGUUUAAGGAAGAGCUGACACAAGUCAAGGAAGGCAUGAAGCACAUUAAUGACUUGGCCCACCAGCUAGCCAUUUCUGAUGUGCACUUGUCAAUGGAAAAUGCUCGUGCCCUUGAGCAGCUAAACAGCAGGUGGAAGCUGCUACAGGGUGCCAUAGAAGAACGCAUGAAGCAGUUGCAGGAUGCCCACAGGGACUUUGGCCCAGGAUCACAGCAUUUCCUUUCUAGCUCAGUACAGAUACCUUGGGAGCGUGCUAUAUCCCCAAACAAAGUGCCAUACUACAUCAACCACCAGGCACAGACGACCUGCUGGGACCAUCCAAAGAUGACAGAGUUGUUUCAAGCACUAGCGGACCUGAACAACAUCAAGUUCUCAGCAUACCGGACGGCCAUGAAGCUACGGCGAGUGCAGAAAGCUCUAAGAUUGGACUUGCUGAAACUGACCAGCGUAGCAGAGGUAUUCAGAGAGCAGGACCUGCAACAUAAUGAAUACACAAUGGAUGUGGUCGAGGUGAUACACACCCUCACUGCUCUGUAUGAGAGGCUGGAAGAGGAGCAGUCAGUACUCAUCAAUAUCCCACUUUGUGUGGACAUGUGCCUCAACUGGUUGUUGAAUGUAUAUGACAGUGGUCGGAAUGGAAAGAUGCGGGUAGUCUCUGUCAAGAUGGGAAUAGUUAGCCUAUGCAAUGCAGAUAUCAAGGAGAAAUACAGAUACCUUUUUAGACAGGUGUCUGAUUCAAAUGGCCUAAUGAAUCAGAAGCAUCUUAGCUUGCUGCUGCAUGAAGCCAUCCAGAUCCCUCGGCAGCUUGGUGAGGUGGCAGCCUUUGGGGGCAGUAAUGUGGAGUCCAGUGUCCGUAGCUGCUUCCGUAUGGUUCCAGGUAAGCUAUCUAUAGAAGUAAGUCACUUCCUGGAGUGGGUGAGUCUGGAGCCUCAAUCCAUGGUGUGGCUUCCCGUGCUGCACCGCGUGACCAUGGCUGAAUCUGCAAAGCAUCAAGCUAGGUGCUACAUCUGUAAACAGUGCCCCAUUAAGGGUUUCAGAUACCGAAGUCUGAAGCAGUUCAAUGUGGAUAUCUGCCAGACAUGUUUCCUGACUGGGCGAACAAUGAAAAGCAAAAAGCUCCACUAUCCCAUUAUGGAAUACUAUACCUUGACCACCUCAGGAGAGAAGAUGCGGGAUUUUGCAAAGACUCUAAAGAACAAGUUCCGAUCAAAGCAGUACUUCAGCAAGCAUCCUCAGAGAGGCUAUUUACCCGUGCAAACAGUCCUAGAAGCAGAGAAUAUUGAGACGCCGUGUUCCUCUCCCAAGCUACCACAUGCAGACACACACAGCCGGAUUGAGCACUUUGCCAGCAGGUUGGCAGAAAUGGAAAGCCAGAGCUGCUCUUUCUUUACCGACAGUCUGUCUCCUGAUGAAAGUUUGGAUGAAGAUCAGUACCUCCUACGUCAUUCCAGCCCUGCCCUUGAACAUGACUGUGCAUCUGGUCAGCACUUCCUUACCAAACUUGACUGCCACAACAAAGAGGAACUGCAGCAAACACUGGCCCAUUUGGAAAAUGAGAAUAGGAUGCUACAGGGUGAGUACCGGCGACUGAAGUGGAAGCAUGAGGAGGCUGCAGCAGCCACACCACAGCUUGUGGAGGGCAUCUCAGGCUUGGGCUUGUCACUUGGACAGCAGGAUGAGGAGCUCCUGGCAGAGGCUCGAAUACUGAGGCAACAUAAGAGUCGUCUUGAGACACGCAUGCAGAUAUUGGAAGACCACAACAAGCAAUUGGAGUCACAGCUCCAUAGGCUCAGGGAGCUACUGCUACAGCCAAAAGAUGACUCAGAGGCCAAUGGGUCAGCUCUCUCCUCUCUGUCGUCACCAGCAUCAGUGUUGCACCAGGGGGAUCCACUAAGCAAAGAGACUAUAGACACUGAGGCUACAGGUGAAGAACUGGAGAUAGAGCAGGACACAGUGUUACAGCUACAACAGGUGAUUGAGCAGCUGAGGAAUGUCUUCCCAUCUAAACCAGGCCAGUGAGGUGGCUCACAGAUUGUAUAUUCCUCACCUAACCUGGACUGGGUCCAGAACAACCAAGGCAGAAAACACGAGAUUUGUACAGCAGAUUUUGAGGACACAUUUUCUGAUCUCCAGCUGAAGCUCCACAAAGAAAGCUGCAACAUGUCUAAGUGAUUCUCUAAAUUCUUGUGGUUCAAGGCCAACACCUGAUCACUGUGUUAACAAGCUACUUAUAGUAGCAGCAGGUGUCAAUGGCAUUUCUAGUACAGCACAAUGACCUCACCAUCAACGACAUACAAAGAAGAGUGUAACUUAUAUUCCAAUGCCAGGUACUUUGCUUUCUUUGUUUCCUUUAUUUAAACUGGUCACUAUUUUCUGUUAAUUUCUUGUUCACAUAACACUAAAAUUGAAACACACACAUGUAUGCAAGCUGUCCAGGUCAUGGAUAACAUCUGCUGUCUAGAACAAGUGGGAGCUAUGGCUUUUUCCCAUAUAGGUUUAAAAUUUUAAUAUAAAAUACCACCUGUGUUCUGACAUCUCCCCUUCGCCCAUUUAUGCUAGGUUUCACUAAAGGGUGUCACAAGUCUUGGAGAGUAUGCAUAUUGUGCAGCAAGAUACUGUAUUAUACUUGUUAGCAUUAAGCCUAGGAAAAUGAAAAGAUAUUGGUAAACAAAACACAGAGAAGAAAAAGAAAAGACAGCUAGAAUUGACUCACAGACAAAAGCAAAUAGCAGGUAGCAUUUUACACAGGGCUUCAGAAGCAUCAUUUGAGUUCCUGUGAUAUCAAAAUCCUAAAAAGCCGCAUGCCACCAGAUUGCAAAGUUUGUUGGUGGCCCCCAGUUGGAAAAUAAAGACAGUCCCAUUUCAGUCUCUUUAGCUAUUCAACUGUACGAGACCACAACUGUGGAAGACACAUCUGUGCUCUUUGUUUACAUACAGUACAUUAAUGACAAUUAUUUGAAACAGGACUUUCUUGUGUCAACCACUCUGAAAGCAACAAAUAGUGGCAUAUAUAUUUUUACAGUGAUUGGCACAUACUUUGAAUCCAACAAUCUACCAUAUGAGAAACUUGUGGCUUGCUGCACUGAUAGGGUGUAUCAGUAAUAAUUGAUAAUAAAAAAAAAGGUAUUUAACAGCUAAAUUAAACUUUUAUUAUAAGAUUGCAAUAAACCAAAAAUAACAUUAUAAAGGCAGUUAAUGUUUAAUAACCUAUUUGUGUUAAUCAUAUUUACAUAUUUCAAGCUUAAACUAAUAUUGUUUGGUUGGCAGAUAAUUUUUAAAAAACUUUAAAAUAAAACUUAUAUAAAAUAGUAAAAUUCCUUUGGUAAAACCAGUCAGAUUGGUAAAUUAUUGUAGUGUCUGCGCAAUAUUUAACAAGUAACAGGUUGUUGUUGUUUUUUUUUCAAAAAAUAAAUGAAGAAAUUCACUCACAAAC